UGUAACACGGUAAAGGAAGCAACCUCGUAAGAGUGAGCAUAACUUGUUUCAUCUGCAAUAUGUUAUAACAAGAUGAAAUUUUUUACAUUUUCUUCUCAAUUUAGAUUUACCCCUUAUGAUUUUGCUUUAUGCUUACAAAAAUGCUUAAAAGCAAAAGCCUUAAAACCUGGCAAGCAACUCCAUGCAAUGUUACUCACAACUGGAAUGAACAUGAACAUUUUGUCUUUAAGUUCCAAACUUGUUGGAAUGUAUUCUAGUUGUGCAGACCUAAAAUCAGCAACCUUUUUGUUUCAAAAAAUUGAUCAUCCAAAUGUUUUUGCAUUCAAUUGGAUGAUUUUAGGAAUGGUAUAUAAUGGUUACUUUGAUGAUGCAUUGUUUUACUUUCGUUCGAUGCGUGAUAUUGGUCACAUUGGUAAUAAGUUUACUUUUGGUAUUGUUCUUAAAACAUGUGUUGGUUUGAUGGAUGUAAAGAAAGGGAAACAGGUUCAUGGGAUGAUUUGUGAGAUGGGUUUGAAGAAUGAUGUUUCAAUUGGUAAUGCUUUGAUAGAUAUGUAUUGUAAAUGUGGGUGUAUUUUGAAUGCUUGUAGGGUGUUUGAUGGAAUGCCUGAGAGAGAUGUUGCGUCAUGGACAUCGAUGAUUUGUGGGUUUUGUAAUGUGGGGGAAAUUGAGCAAGCAUUGGUGUUGUUUGAGAGGAUGAAGUUGGAAGGAUAUGAGCCAAAUGAAUUUACGUGGAAUGUUAUCAUUGCUACGUAUGCUCGUUUGAGAGAUAGCAGGAAAGCUUUUUGUUUUAUGGAAAGAAUGAAAAAAGAGGGUUUUAUUCCUGAUGUGGUUGCUUGGAAUGCAUUGAUUUCUGGCUUUGUACAAAAUCAUCAAGUUAGCGAAGCAUUUGAGUUGUUUCGCGAGAUGGUAGUUUCGAGGAUUUGUCCUAACCAAGUAACUCUUGCAGCACUGCUUCCCGCAUGUGGAUCUUUAGGUUCUAUUCAAUUGGGAAGAGAGAUUCAUGGAUUUAUAUGCCGGAAGGGGUUUGACGCCAAUGUUUUCAUUGCAAGUGCUCUUAUUGACAUGUAUUCCAAGUGUGGGAGUUUAAACGAUGCUCGAAAUAUUUUCGACAAGAUUCAUUGUAAAAAUGUUGCGUCAUGGAAUGCAAUGAUUGAUUGCUAUGGGAAGUGUGGCAUGGUUGAUUCCUCCAUCGAGCUGUUUACAAAAAUGAAGGAAGAAGGACUGCAGCCAAAUGAAGUUACUUUUACAUGUAUUCUUUCAGCAUGCAGCCAUAGUGGUUCAGUGGAAAAAGGUUUACAAAUCUUCACAUCAAUGAGAGAAUGUUAUGGAGUUGAGGUGAGUACGGAACAUUAUGCUUGUGUUGUUGAUCUCUUCUGUCGUUCAGGAAAGAUAGUAGAAGCGUAUGACUUUCUGAAGGCCAUGCCAAUACAAGUCACAGAGUCAAUUGCUGGAGCUUUUCUAAAUGGGUGCAAAAUCCAUGGAAGAAGAGAUUUGGCUAAACUGAUGGCUGAGGAAAUAACGAGAGUGCAGUUAAAAGGAUCCGGUAGCUUUGUCACACUCUCAAAUAUUUAUGCUGCUGAAGGUGAUUGGGAAAAGGUUGGGAAUGUCAGGAAAGUGAUGAAGGAGAGAAAUGUCAAUAAGUGGCCUGGUUUUAGUUGGCUUGAAAAGCCAUGUGAGAUUCUUGAAGGGAAGGAAGAGAAAGAGGUGGCUGUUGGAUUGGAUAUAUAACAUUAUAUAAUUUACUAGUAAUGGAUUCUGGAAGUGGGGAAGAAUCUUUUACCAAAGGACGGGAAUAGAGAUUGGAUUAGAGCUUUUAGGAAUAACAGCUCUGGUUAUGGUGAUGUCGCCGUGAUCUUCAAUCUAAUGAAAAGAGUACUUUCUGUGUAGAUUGUGUUGGCACUGUAAAGAAGCUCAUUCCCUUCAUAGUAGCUUUUAGAUAUAUAAGUAUUGCUUGCCUAUCAGGAUUUUUCCGCCAUUCCGAGCUGCAUAAGCAUUUUGACUGCUCAAAAUUCAGGUCCUUUCCUCUCUUCUUUGUCACACCAGGGAGCUUAUUAGAGGACUGUUACCGAUUUUCAUGUGCAAGUUGGACUUCGUGAACCCAACUUGGAGUCCGACAUCGAAAGUAAUGAACCCAGUGUGAGGGUUUAUAUAUGAUUGGACAAUCCUCCCCUUUGAACCAUGGUUUUGUGGUGGAGUUAGGUUCAAUCCGUAUCAAGGACAAGUCAAGCACUUGAAGCUUCCAAGUGAGACUAAAUUUCUAUGGAAUUCCACUUGUGAAGUUGUUCAUUCACAGCCUAAGUGUCUUCAAAUCUGGCAAGUCUGCAAUGUAAUCAGGUAUUUAUUUCCACCAUUGAUGUUUGUAUUAGGAAUUUUUAUGUCACAAAAAGUUUUAUAAACAUUACAGAAAGAAAGCAUUGUUAACAGUAUUUGCUCAUUCUCUUUAUUAUUCUAUUGUCUUCCAAAAUUCUUCUAUUUGGACAUUUUGGAACUAUAACGUUCAUAUAAGGAAAUUAAAGAUCCAAAGAUUAUGUAUAUGUAUAUUAAUACUAAGUUGCAAUUUGACAGUUGCUGAAUAAACAAUCAAUUUUUGAUAGAUGGUAAAUUAUGUAGUAUAUUUUUUACUUUAGAUAGAUGAUACUGAGGUAUGAAAUAUUGCAUAGAAGCUUUCGGCUAUAUGUAAUAAUACAGUCAAGUUUGGUUCUGCAUAACUUGUUCUGAAUAGUUUAAGAAGGUGCUGUUUGUAUUGAGAUUAUGAGU
This is a messenger RNA of Trifolium pratense (red clover), 2757 nucleotides long. RefSeq names its product pentatricopeptide repeat-containing protein At5g59600-like. The transcript is spliced from 2 exons. Gene Ontology annotation, molecular function: protein binding; RNA binding. NCBI's taxonomy places the organism in Eukaryota, Viridiplantae, Streptophyta, Magnoliopsida, Fabales, Fabaceae. Gene Ontology annotation, biological process: RNA modification. The record is from RefSeq and is a predicted model, not a curated record. Bases 73 to 1728 code for a protein of 551 amino acids.